Solanum lycopersicum (tomato) is the source of this 924-nucleotide messenger RNA. RefSeq names its product universal stress protein A-like protein. NCBI's taxonomy places the organism in Eukaryota, Viridiplantae, Streptophyta, Magnoliopsida, Solanales, Solanaceae. The record is from RefSeq and is a predicted model, not a curated record.
AUCCAAACACAAAAAACUUUUGGUCUUUCUGGCAAAAGAUUUGGAUUGUUUGGAUUCAUUUCCAACAAUCCAAAUCUUUUGAUCUUUCUUAGUAACAAUUCAUCAAAAAUAAUGGCAGCAACACAAACCAUGAUUUUUGCCCUUGAUGACACUGACCACAGCUUCUACGCCUUAGAAUGGACACUUGAUCAUUUUUUUGGUCAAUUCGAUUCUCUUUUUAAGCUCAUCAUUGUUCACGUUAAAAUCACUCCAACUUCCGUUGUAGGUCUAGCUGGACCAGGAACAAGUGACGUGCUCGCAGUGGUGGAAAAUGAUAUUAAAAAGACAGCUCAAAGAGUAUGCGAGAAGUCAAAACAAUUAUGCGAAGCUAAAGGGGUGAUGAGUGGUGUAGAAUUUGAUGUUGUUGAAGGAGAUGCUAGAAAUGUGUUGUGUGAUGUUGUUGACAAGCAUCACGCCUCUGUUUUGGUCAUGGGAAGCCAUGGUUACGGAGCUUUCAAAAGGGCUGUUUUGGGUAGCGUAAGUGACUAUUGCUCCCAUCAUGCUCGUUGCUCCGUGAUGAUUGUGAAGAAGCCAAAGGCAAAGAAAUGAAAAUUUUGAUUAAUAAACUAAAGGAAAUUUUGGAGGGAGAUUAAUUAGACCAAAUCAGAGAAAGGGACAUAUAUCCAAUUCUCUAUAGCUAUAUACUAUAAAUUUGUAAUCAAUAGAAUAUGUAGCUAGCAAGUAAUUGAAAAAAAAAAUUAAUCAUAUCUUACUAGCUUCAUGAAAUUAGUCAUUAGCAAUUUAUAGGCAUACCCUCUUUUUAUUUUAAUUUCUCCCUGUUUUUCUUUACUUACACCACAUGCAGGGUGUUUUUUGUUGUUCCUUUUUGCAAUUUUGACUCAAUGGAAAUGAAAUUCUCCAUUCAAAUUGAUAUGGAUUGAUUGA